CCGCCACCUCCCGCUCCACCACCACCUCCCGCUCCACCACCACCUCCCGCUCCACCACCUCCCGUUCCACCACCACCUCCCGCUCGACCAAAUCCCGUUCGACCACCACCUCCGCCUCCACCUCCACCUCCACCACCAACCCCACUACCACCACCCAACUUGAGCAACUACUAGAAGCCCUCGCAAUUAUGGAGAAAUUCGUAGAGUUCAGCAUAGGAUACUCGGACGGCAAGGCUUCCACGCAUCCCAUCAACACCACUGGAGAUGCAAAGCAGCCCGACGCAAUUGCUGGCUAUUUCCGUGCCAUCAACGCCGGCGAAUCCAAGGACCUCCUCUGGCGCAUUAAGUGUGCAACGGCGUUGGUGGAACAGUUCGCACUUGACGCGAACAAAGGAAUGAAGUACAUCCUCAAGAGCAUGCCCGCUGGCUAUAAGUUGUACGAACACAAUAAGUUGACCAAUAACGAGAUUCGAAAGGAUACCUACCUGUUCGGUCACCCCAGCGGCUCCCGCUUCCGCUCGCCAGCUGAAUUCCUCCCCCACAUGCUUUACCUAGCUGCCAACGACUCGAAGAACAAUGGAAACAGCGUUAUAGACAAGAACAAAGACUGUAUCUGCAAAUACUGCGCUUCUCCGUCCCGCACCCCUGGCGGAGCGGUAGGUAACAAUACCUUUGUUACGGAAGAAGCUCGUGCUGAAGCCCAUGCUGAGGCCCGCAUGCACGCAGAGGUCGUGGAGCGUCUGGGAGAGCAGGAAAUGGUUGGAUGGGUUGCCCGUAAAGCAGAGCUUGUUUGGGUCUGGACGGGAGAGGAGAAGGACUUGUCGGCGGUCAUCGAUAUUGCCGACUCGGAGCUUUGGGCGGCUGGUGUCGUCCUGGAGAGGCCCUUCAACAACCCUCCAUUCCGCUUCCCCCAGAGUGCCGGUGGGUUCGUCGGCAUCAACGCGGGUGGUGCUGCCCCAUGGGAAGGAAAGAAGGAAGAGGCCUACAAGAUCCAGCUGUUGGGUGCUUUGAAGAACAAGCCCGGCGAUAGGCUUGAGCGCGUUCAGCAGCACUUCAUUAGGCCGUGGUUGGCUCGCCCCGACUUCAUCAAGCCUCCCGAGGGGAACAACAAGAGGAGGGAACACCCAUCCGUCAACGAAGGCCGUAGGCUAUCUCACACGUUCAGUUUAUUUGAAUUCGACGCGCCCACAAAAAUACCCGUACCAGCCUACGACCAGGAAAUAAAACUGGCAUUAGAAGGAAGUGUCGCGUAUUCCUACAAUGGGAUGUUCUUUGGAGCGGAGAAGAUCUUUGUCGGCGAGCCAAUUAGAAUCAUAGACCCCAAAGACCCCUCCCAGGGGGAGAGUGUUAUGGUUGUGGAGCAAAUCUUCACAUUGAUCGCCCCCAUUAGGGGAAGAAAAGAUCAGUGCGCCUUUCGCCUGGUUGGCAACGUCUACUACCAGGGCCGCACCGUCGAGGACAGAGCCAGAAUGGUUAGUCCCGAGACUUUCGCGCAAUUGCCGCCCAGGAUGCGUCAUGGAGACCCAGGAAAGAGUGGCCCCACUGUUUGGUGCCCCCGAAACAAACCCGGCGAGAUGUUCGAGAUCGGGUUCAGGCAGAUAUGUGGCCGUUGGUACGAGCCACAGGCAGUCUCCUACUGGAUGUACCCGGACGAAGAUGCCCAGCUGGCCACCGCGUGGCCCUCAAACUUCACUCAAAACCGGGGUAAGGCUAUCGGAUGGAGCCAUUUUAACGACAUUGAUAUCCUCUCCGACCCCUCGGUGAAGAAGGUUCCCACCGCCAUGACGGUGGACCAGAUGAACAAGUUGGUGGCUGAUCGCGAGAGGGAGAAGAAGAAGAAGAGGACUAGCAGCCCCCUUGCCCCUCCCAGUUCCAGCAAGAGUCGCAUGGCGCGUGCUGUCACCGGCGACGACGAGACGGACGAAGAAAUGGAUGAUGGCAUCGCGGAGAGUGAUGCUGGCGAUGCUGAACAGCCAUCCACCCAGGAGAUGGCCAUCAGGUAAUUGUUGAACCUUACAGGUUCCUUUCUAUGGAUCUUUCUCCUUUUUUUUUUGUUUUCUCCUUUGUUCUUUCCUAUCCUAGGCAGCGGAUUUGAUCAAAUAAAAGGUUGUUUUCGUUGUUUUCUUUGAUUUGUUUGCUUUGCUUUGUUUGCUUUGAUUUUUUUUUCUUUUGGGUUGUUACCAUGGUGUUCGUAAUGGGCGGCGUUCUAUCAUCUCUUUCUUGCUUCAUUUCUUACUGCAUCUUCAUCGGGUUUCCUUUCUACCUAAUUCCCAUCCAGCUUCAUUUCAUUCGGUUUUUUUUCGUCAAUUGUCUUCAGUUUUCUUUAGGGAUAUUUACCUAGGUGCUAAGGUAUUUAGGAGGGAAUUUUAUUCUUCUUAUGCG
Messenger RNA from Tricharina praecox, 2382 nucleotides. RefSeq lists its product as uncharacterized. NCBI's taxonomy places the organism in Eukaryota, Fungi, Ascomycota, Pezizomycetes, Pezizales, Pyronemataceae. Gene Ontology annotation, biological process: silent mating-type cassette heterochromatin formation. The record is from RefSeq and is a predicted model, not a curated record. The transcript has 2 exons. The coding region runs from base 189 to 2003 and encodes 604 amino acids. Gene Ontology annotation, cellular component: rDNA heterochromatin; SHREC complex.